Molecule: messenger RNA, 2860 nt
Organism: Amoebophrya sp. A25
Lineage: Eukaryota; Dinophyceae; Syndiniales; Amoebophryaceae
Source: the annotation of a GenBank genome assembly
CUUGAAAAAGAGCGACAGCACGGCGACAUAUGAGUGAUUUGUCUUAUUCUUGAUAGCCUUUGUUCUCACGCGAUUCAUCCUUACAGCCGUGUAGUAAUAAGUUGUAUUUGAGAAUCUUCUGAAGUGCCGGGGGGCUUUGAUGUGCAGGAUUCACAACCUAACCUAACCAAGUAGCUGAACACUAUUUAAGUCGUACACGUACUACACCUACAACAUAUCUUCUGAAAGAAUUAGCAGAAGCAAGGAUGACGGUGCCUUGUGGAGAAGCUCCUCCUUUGUUUGGGCAGGAUGAGGACGAAAUCGUUGGCAUCGAGGACUCACAGCGCGAUGAGUAUCAAAAUCUUGCUCAAGAACGCAGGGCUCACCGCCAAGAGCGAGAACAAUUCGAAGAUGAGCGAAUAGGGGGAAAAAUAGGCGGCGCUUCUAGCGCCAACAACAAGAACAAUUGUAAAUUGAAGUUCCUCCAACCCCGCAAGGAGAAGCGUUUCAAGAUUUACUUCAAGUACGAAGGUCGUCGUGGGCCUCAGUGCUACCUGAAGGUACGGCUUCCAAAGCAUGGAGGAUACGAAGAUGGGCCAAGUCUGGGGAUCAAGAGGUUUUUCGUCUCCCAAUACAACAAACUACGAGAAAUGCUUAGUGAGCAUGGCUGCCACUUGAGAUCGGAGCUGGGAAUAGCGAUUCCGGACACGGAUGCAAUAUCAGGAUACAUCGGAUACGGGGGAUUGGUACUAAUAUUCUAGCUAGAAGAAGAACCUGAAGAUUGUUGCGCUUGCGCUUAGUGUUUUCAGUAGGUCUAGUUGUAUUCCAUCGUAAUAUUAUCAAGAAAUCCUAAAUCGAGUUAGAGUUUGUUGAGUACCUUUAAAAAUACUUCGUAUCUUCAAAGAUCUGAUCUCGAGUUCGAGUACCUUUACAACUUCGUAUCAUCAAAGAUCAAAGAUCAUUUUUGAUUUUCAAUUUCGACGGACAACGCUCUUACUUAAGUACAUUUCAAGCACCUACUUCUUAUACCUGUACUUACUGCUUUCCUCCGCUUACUGCCACAGAUCUACGUCGUCGACGGUUCGGGUCCACUGAAAGGGGCAGAGGAUGAUGUGUACUUUUGGGGUCAUUCGACGUUCUCUAAAUCCUCCGGAGAUGCACCACAGAAAAUGCUUACGCUAUCGCACAAGAGAAUCGCGCAGAUUUCUGUCGGCACUGAGCAUGCGGCAGCAGUACUCUUUUGUUUUUUUCGAUUUGGUUUUGGGUCUUGUACUUGAACUUGUUGUCGGGAACUUGUUGUCCUCGUGGUAGAAAUCGGGGAUGAUGCAUUCAUAUUCUGACCAGCAAGAAAACAAGGAAUGUCGUGUUUGUCCCCCGAACUGCUCCCAACGAACUAGGUAACCGAAGGUGGUCGCGUCUUUACUUGGGGACGCAAUGAUUUCGGUCAGCUGGGCACUGGGGACGAGCAGGAUCGACCUUUGCCCAUUUUAGCCGAGCUCCCCUAUGAGGUUUACGUGAGUCAACUCGCUUGUGGAGGUCGCUACACGCUAGCUCUGGAGAAAAAGGGAAACAUCUGGUCCUGGGGUAGAUUUCAAGCCAGCAAUUUCCCUAGGAAUUUCGUCGAUACCUGGUGUAACGGGUUCGUGAAGAAGCCUGCAGAUGGUGCAGAAGGAGCAACACCUUCUACUUCCUCCACUGGCAUUGGUCUGUCUGGACGCAAGAUAGUGAAAGUCGCUGCCGGCGAUAUGCACAUGGCGGCAUUGACGAAGGAAGGUGAGGCUUUUACUUGGGGCUACAACGACUACGGCCAGCUUGGGUGGGGCCUCAGUGGCGUGGACCGCACAGGCCAACAAAAACCUACUCAAGUGAAGGGUUUGCUAGAAGGCGAAAAGAUCCUGGACAUUGCAUGUGGAGGUGCACACACAGUGGCAAUUAGUAGUGAGCACAAAGUGUUCGGCUGGGGCAGCAACGUUGGAGGGCAGAUCGGACACGGGAUGCGACAAGUAUUCCCGGAACCCCAAGAAGUGCCUCUAGGCGAUCCGAUCACGAAAGCCUCUGCAGGAUGGAUGUGCACAGUCUACGUCACAAAAGAAGCGAAAAGUAUCAUCUGCGGUGGCGUCAACAGUGAAGGACCAAGCGACGUCAGUGCACUGAAGAAAGACGCGGAAGAAGAAGGUACACCUUUCUACAACAUCGCGUAUUUAGAACUUCUUCACCCAGGGGAUGACACGACAGUGGUUUUCCUUGACAAAUAAACCACUCAGAGUGAGUUCCUAUCAAUAUUUCUUCCGUUACCCAUACCAAAUAUCGCUAUCCCAAACGAAAGAAAUCUUUACACAUUUUUUGCGACGAUGACUCAACGACAAGCUCAUCCUCAACACUCUCGCGCCCAGGUGCCAAAAAUGAUGCUGAGAAGGAGGCAGUAAGCAAUGAACAGCAGCAGGCGCAAUUGUUAGCAAAGCUAUCAGGUGGAGCAGAUUUAAGUGCUGACUGUGUUGUCGCUUGUGCAGUUGGCGAAGCACACGGUUUACUAGUGAAAGAGAGUGGUGAGCUCCUUGGUUGGGGCUAUAACCGGCUUCAGCAGUGUCUAGGAGAGCAAAGUGCAGACACAUUUGUGAAGAAACCAACGACAUUGAAAACCAUCGACUUUUCACAGUAUAAGGGACGGACAGUAGGAUGCGGAGGAGCGCAAAGCUACGCAUUGCUCGGUUUGAAAACCAGCUAGGAGAGCAGUGUUAUUUGGCAGUGUCAUUUCGACGGGUCGUGCUCUUUUUCUCGUUGAAGAAAGCCGCGAGGCUGAAUACUAUCAACAAGCUGGAAGUCACACAUGGCAAUCCAAUGUUCUUAAGUCAUACAGCUACGGGAACUCCAAAACUUUCAC